UAGGCCAACAGAGGUCAAGUUCAUUUUGCUCGUCGCUUUUUCUAAAUCGUGCAAUUUUUUUUUGAAAAUUACUUAUUGAAAAAAAACAAAAAGAUUAUCCCCUCAGAAAGGAAAAAAAACAAAACACAGUACUCCUACUUUUUCUCACUUGAAAGACAAACUUCUUCUGAUUCAGCAACAGAGAAAAAGAAGAAUAGUGGGAGUGAUUUGUUGUGCUCAUCAACUGGUGGCGUGUAUCGUUUGUUGCGACGGCAGAUACGAUGAAUAACGAAUCUACCUGCCAUCAGCCAAGCACCCUCACUGUUGAUUCCCUUUCAUACAAGGAACUUCAAGGACUGGCCAUGUCCCUCAGUCUACCGGGCAAGAUGAAGCAAGGGGUUUUAGUGGAAGCAAUAAAAGCUCGUCAGAAUCACAACGAACAGGCCGUCGCGAUGAUUUUGGAAGCCAAUAGGCAAAGGAGGAUCCUCAAACGUGAGCAACAAUUGCGACAUCAACAGCAACAGCUGCUAAAAUUCAAAGACGUAGAUAACAAACGCAAGUGCUUGGCCCGACCGAAAAUAAAACGUUCUGCCAGCGAAAUGGAAAUGGAUCCAACUUACAUCGUCGACCAAGAAACUUUCAAGCGUUCCAAGUUGGCUGCCGCGUUGAUCCAACAAACAAGGCAGUCCCGAGGGCCGGCCUUUUCUUUCACGGCGUUGACCACAGGAGCCACUUCCCUGACGAUCCGUAAAGAGCAUACGUACCAACCAACUCAUGUAAGCACAUCGAACAUGGGGGGAUGUAGCUCAUGGGACCAAGCGAUUACGGCCGAGUCGGUGGCCCCUCUUCCGUCACAGUCUAUGCCCAUCAUACCGAAAGCUUUGCCGGAUCUCUCCAAAGAGCUAUCGAUCCUGCCCGUGUUGAGCGAUUGCAGUGCGGUCACUUCAUCUUCGACCAACAAUGAAGACCUUUGCUGUAGCGUGGGCAGCGUGAGCAGUGGGGCCACAAGUACGAGCAGCUGGCAGUCGAGUUGCAGCGGAGAAAACCACCAGUCGCUUCCGCAAAGUAGUUUUGAAGACUGCGAUUCCGCGUGGAUUGGAGCAGACGAAUCAUACGAUCUCAACACGUGGAAGAACAUGCACAACUCUAAAUCAAAUAGUAACAGCUACGAGAACACGGCGCCUCCGGUUCCACCUAACUCAUCCGCAGGCUAUUUUGAAGCGGCAGCAGCAGCAGCAGCAGCACCUGACAUCUUUAUUAAUAAUGGUGACAUUUAUUCUCCGGAUGAUUUCAUAGCCAACAGUUCCGCAUCCGGGGCAAAUUACAAUGCGCAAGAUUAUCAGCUUACCCUCGAAUCUUCCAGUUCCUUCCAGGACGUGAAACCAGAUCCUUCGACGUGGUCUGAAUCAGUUAUACAACCGUCGCACACGUUCCAGCAACCUCAGCAGCAGUUUCAGCAACAGUCUAAUGGCGUUUGUACAGUGUCGACGGAAUCUCGAGUAACAAACGGCGGUUGCUGCUACGACUUUGAUUGCCACAAACUGGGUGGUCCCUUCUUCCGGAUCCAGCGACCGGGUAAUUCAACUCCCGUUUUUGUUCAUAGUGGUCGUAGCUUGACGCUGUCCACUUUUUGCAACAUGUUGCCACGAGUUGCCUCCUUUGUUCAAUAAUUAAGUGUGAUUUAAAUGUUUACAUGCUCAAUCAAAAGAUUAAUGCGCCUUAUACGCUGCCUUUUGUUUUAAUGUUUUUUUCCCCCGUUGUUUAAUUUAAUUUAAAAAUCGUCGGUCGGUAUCCAAUUAUCGAUUUCAUUUACCCUGUUUAAUAACAAUGCUCUUUGUUGUAUGGAUGCUUACUCGCACAUUCAAGAUUCUUAUGAUUACCUCCAAGUCCCUUUUCUUUUUGUGAUACAAGUUUUUGAUCGCGAGCUCACGUGUUCAUGCGGAAAUAAACGCAACUUUGUUUUGCCUCAAAAAUG
This is a messenger RNA of Daphnia magna, 1954 nucleotides long. RefSeq lists its product as uncharacterized. Lineage: Eukaryota; Metazoa; Arthropoda; Branchiopoda; Diplostraca; Daphniidae. The coding region runs from base 261 to 1649 and encodes 462 amino acids. The transcript has 3 exons. The record is from RefSeq and is a predicted model, not a curated record.